UUUAGUGUCGUAAUUUCUUCUUUCGACACCGCGUCGUGGCUUACAACAUCUCUGACGCGCGCGCAUUCGAGUGCCGGAAAGAGCCGAGCUUCGGAACGGAUUGCGCGGCCUGUUCGCGAUGUUCGAAUUUUUAUCGGCUUCGUUCGUCAUCUCUGUGUUCCUUUGCCUGUGCUACGCCGCCAGUCGCUGGCUGAUCAGUGAGCGCAAGAAAUGUUUCGACGCCUUCGACGGAACUGGGAUUCCAGGACCACCGCUUCGCAGUCUCAUCAAUGGCAACGCAGAUGAGUUCUGGAAUCCGAGUCAGAUUGAAAGCCUUGGACGGUGGCUGAAGGAAUACGGUGAUGUUUUCGGCUUCUAUUUGGGCGACGUCCCCUUUGUGGUUGUGAAGGACCCGGUCAUGAUAAGCGAAGUAUUCGCCAGAGAAUUCAACAACUUCAGCGCCCGAGGGCCCCUGCUGCGCAUUCACGAGCUGGAGCCCACGCUGAAGGGCAACCUGGUGCUCGUCGGGGGCCGGGAUUGGAAGGAGACGAGAAAUUGCAUGCAGAAGUUCUUCACGCCAGCGAAACUAAAAGUGGUGAUGCCUGCCUUGCUGGACGCGCAGCGCGAGUUCCUCAACAUCUUGGGCGAGUGUGCCGACAGCACCGCCGAAGUGGACAUCGGCUCUCGCUGCGAGCGGCUCACCUUUGACGUCAUCAGCAAGACGGCGUUCAACCUGGACACACAAGUACAGCGACAUCCAGAGAACCCGCUCUUUCAGACGGCGUUGCUCUGCUUCCCUAAGAUCAUGACGGGCUUCAUGCAUAACUUGGGUGUGAACCUUUACCAUUGGCCAUGGGCUGUCAAGAUAUUCCAGAAGCUGCUGGGCUCUUUCUUCACCAAUCCACUCGUCGAAAUGACCAAGUAUGCGGCCGAGAUCAUAAAAUUUCGUCACCAAAACCCGCAGGUUGACGUGCCCGACAUGGCUCAACUCCUCCUGGAUGAUGUGCUCGAAAAGAGGAACUCGGCAACCAAGAAAAAUGAAGCGGCGGAAAAGAUUACUGUGCCGUUGUCCCAGGUGAAGUUGUACGAACUCGGCACCAACUGCGUGGACGUUUUUCUCGGUGGCUACGACACAACGAGGCUGGCGUUGACUUAUUGGUUUUAUCUGAUGGGCAAGCACCCAGAUAUCCAGGAGAGAAUGAGGAGUGAAGUACUGGAAGCUUUCAAGAAAGAGGAUGAUGAGCUCUCGAUUCAGACCCUCACGUCACUGCCGUACACGAAUCAAGUGCUGUUCGAGACGUUACGGAUGUAUCCACCCGUCCUCUCAUUCACAACACGUUGCGCGGGUGAAGAUUACCAGAGCGGCAAGUAUCUCAUCAAAAAAGGAACUUCUGUCAUGGUGCCUACAUACCACCUGCAUCAUGAUCCGCAGUUCUGGACAGACCCGGAAAAGUUUGACCCCGACAGGUUCAGCCCUGAGAACAAGCAUCUCAUCGAAUCCGGCCGUAUACCAGCCGUUUCGGCCUCGGAAUUCGCGUGUGCAUCGGCCAACGUCUCGCGCUCAUCGAAAUGGCCUCGGUGACUUCGCAGGUGUUGCGCCGAUUCCGGAUAACUCACGGCCCUAGUCAAAAGCCUGACUUGGAACUCAACACGUACGCCUUUGUGAUGGCACCAAAGGACAAAGUUUGGAUCCAUAUACACAAGUUAAACGGCGUCAAAUAAAUCUCUUUUGAAGCCUA
Molecule: messenger RNA, 1718 nt
Organism: Dermacentor silvarum
Lineage: Eukaryota; Metazoa; Arthropoda; Arachnida; Ixodida; Ixodidae
Product: cytochrome P450 3A43-like
Exons: 14
Coding region: 119-1561 (480 amino acids)
Molecular function (GO): iron ion binding; oxidoreductase activity, acting on paired donors, with incorporation or reduction of molecular oxygen; monooxygenase activity
Source: RefSeq, a predicted model, not a curated record